Ascochyta rabiei is the source of this 1839-nucleotide messenger RNA. RefSeq lists its product as uncharacterized. The transcript is spliced from 3 exons. The record is from RefSeq and is a predicted model, not a curated record. Lineage: Eukaryota; Fungi; Ascomycota; Dothideomycetes; Pleosporales; Didymellaceae. Bases 1 to 1839 code for a protein of 612 amino acids.
AUGGGCCGGCAAGCCUACCUGGCUAAGAUUGCUUUCGGGCGAUCGGCCUUUGAGCCUGCUGAACAAGUCACAGAGUCAGAGGAGUACAUACAGAUUGGUGCCUCUCAGCCCGACGAGCCUCUGCCUCGGCGAUAUCGUGAAGCCACUGCCAACAACUACAUUCAACUGUACGACGAGCGCGGCAAUCCCAUCAACCCGCGCUCUCAUACAUACGGCAAGAAACUCAGAGAUGCUCAGAAUGAUGUGCUAGCUUCUGUGGGUGUGGUGGAGAGGCGAAGGUCUCCGUCCGAGGCGCUUCCUGGCUCCUACGGGGAGCGGCUCGAAGAGCUCGAGUCUGAAGAGACAGCGGGCAAUACACUCGCACUAGCAUCGACUGUCGUCGAAAAUUUGUGUACCUGGUGGAUCGGUACCAUCAGAGAUCGCAUACUAACCUUCCGAAUCCCAGUUGCGAUUCCGUACGUUCAGAUCGUGGCCUCCGAGCGCGCCGCUUCGGGUAACUCCAUCGCGUACACUGGCUUCACUUCUCGAUUGGUCUCCACAAUUGGCAUCCAAACUCUCGUCUACUGUGCAUACGUCUACCAGCCCAUCGAACGCUUGGUACAAGCCACGCGCGCGAGCGCUAAGACGCGUCGCUUCAUACGACGUUCGAGGGGCGUGUUGACAUUUGGGUUCCGCUUAGCCCUCGAAGUCGUUUUCUAUCCUUUCUCUUACCACGCGAAUUUGCAAAGGCUAGGACUGAUUCCAGCACGACCCUUGCUGCCCUACUGGAAAUCCUUCAUCCCUCUUUCACCGUGGUCACCUCUCACGCCACUCUCAAUCCACCACAAUGUAUCGGACUCCGCCAUGGGUGCUGUGAGGACGAUUUUGACAUCUCCCAUGGUACUGAUCAUUGCGGAGCACUUCUAUGAGCGCUGGAUAUACUCUGCAAUCUUCGAAGCUGUGGAAACUUUCAUCAUUCGACCCGACAAUGCAGAUAUAGAGAGUCCAGACGCCAUCAGUAAAGAUCGUGCUACCUCUAUACUGGGCUUGCAUCGGAGAUCGCAGCCUCUCAUACGGAACACUGUUCACAAACUACUCAUGUUGCUUGGCUGGAGCGAGACGGAAAGAAGACCGCUGCCAGAGUCUAUACUGGGUGGUGUGCAGAACAUAGAGACUGGUAGUGCGCAGAUCACAAACCUAGUGCCUCUCCAUGUUCCCAUCUCCCAUACGGACGGACCUGCAACCGACGGCGUCAACGAAAAUGUCGCCACUGUAGCUGUUGAGGAUGCACACGAUCGGAUACGUCCAGCUACGCCACCAACACCCACGGUCUCUGAUCACGACGACAAUGACCCAAGGAUUAGGAUUACUUCGCGCGAGGGAAUCGUGGAGAUGGAAGUACGACUACCGGCACGAAUCAUCUCUUCGCACAGCGAAGUCGUUGACGCCCAACCAACCUCUGCGAGACACAACCAUGAUGCGUCGCGGGCUAGACGUCGCCAGCCAGCAUCUCGACCACACCAUCGCGUUACCCAGCUUUCCACAGAACCUUCACAGAUGAUAGGCGCCAUUGUCAAGGCGCAGCUUGUUGGACUUGCCGUUCUGCCGUUCAAGCUUGUUGUCCUUCGACUGGUAGCAUCUCACUACCUCGCUAGUCAGACACACAAUGGCAUUGUACCACGAUUUGUCGAACCGCUUUCCGCCACUAGCGACCUAAGCUUGCGAGCCAUUGGUACCGGAGUAUCGCGGUUAGCGCUCUGUGGAGCUCUCGAACUGGCGAUCGACCUCAGUCUUUGGAGCGCGCAAUACCUGGCUGUCACUACCGUUGGCAAGCGUCUUUUCGGAUGGGGCCAUCUCUAG